UGUAAACAAAGCGCAAUUAUUUGAAACAUGGCUGACAGGUGAAGAUCAGCUGGGUUCGGAACUUAAUGAUGCACUUUCAGUUUAUAUAACGAUGAUGUUACGUUGUCUGUGUAGUCAAGAAAUGAAUAUCGUAAUGGUGACACUUCGAUAAACCGGGUUACUGUACAUUAUAAUCCAGAAAUGGAUAAGGAAGCACCAGAGUACCUGUCGGCUGAGGAGCUUCGAAAUCGGCUGUAUCACAGCCUCCGUGAUCGAGGUUUGGUCGAUAAUAUCAAGAGUCAGCUCCGGAACAGUAUUGUCACAGAGCUACAGCAGACAGCACGAGGACAGGGUCAGUUGACACUUAGGGACCUACGAGUCCCAGAGGAGGGAUCUCUACUUCACCGUGCCUCAAACAGCCUAAUUGCAGACCACCUACGCCGCUGUCAGUAUGAAUACUCACUCAGUGUCUUCCUCCCGGAAAGUGGCAUCAGUAGAGAUAAGGUGUUUGGAACACACGAUCUUCUGCAGCUCCUGGGGAUCAGCUCUCAGUCUCGACUCUACCGGAAGAUGGCCUCACCUCAAGGGGAACAUCACAAAAAAGGAUUCUUGUGGCAACUGCUUAGUGAAAUUGCAAGUCUCCAUACCAAUGCUGUCCAGGACUUUGGCACCCAGACUGACCUCAUCAAGGUCGGACCCAUCACUUCCCUGGAUGAAAAGCUGGUAGGAGUUGAUGACCUUUACUCCUCCAAAAGAGAUGACCACUAUAAGUUUGGAGUGACGGCAGUGGAGGACAGAUUGCUGUCUUUUCAGCGGCAGUUAGAGGAACGUUACAGAUCUGAUCUUCAGCUUGAGCUUGCACGGAUGAAGGAAAAUGAGAUUGCCCGGAUCCGUAUCGAGGAGAAAGAGAAUAGUCGUCGUGAGAUGGACCAACUACGACGUGAGAUGGAGAGAACCUACCAGAAUAAAACAGAAUCCAUGACAACAAGAGAGCGUAACUCUAUAGAGAGAAUGCAGAGAGAACAGGAGAUGCAUGAGAAGGAGAUAUACACCCAACGUCAGACCAUACUUGAGGAAAUUGAACAGCUGCGAAGGCGGGAGGCCGACGUCAAACGCCAGGCUGACAUCAACGACAGGGAGAAACAACUGAUGGUAGAUCGACUACGAGAUAAGGAUUCUAACCUCAAGCAUCGAGAACAUCUAGUCAGUAGACAGGAGACCGAGUACGAACAGAAACUAGCCAAUGAAAUGACAAAAUUCAAGGUAGAAGAACAAGCAAAGUUUAUGGCGAGGACACAGAACCUGGAAAUCAGGGAGGCCAAACUGAGAGAGGAUGAACGGCGUGUAGGGGAGGAUAAGGAUCACCUUCAGGGACUCAAAGACACGCUCAAGGACAGAGAGGUCCGCAUCAACGAACUUGAGACAAAGAUUCAAGAAGAAAAACAUAAAGAAGUUUCAGCAUCAAGACAAAAUGAACUUCUUCAUGGCAGGUUACGAGAUAUGGCUGAUUACAAGGUGCUACAGGAAAGUAACGCUGUGAUGAAGAGUGAGCUGGAGACUCUGAGAACGAGGCUUGCAGAGUUGUUGCAAAUGAAUGAACGUGAAAGAGGAAGACAAGAGGAGAUGAUGAGAGAGCUGAGACGACCGUCCCCGGAGAGCCUCAUGUUACAGCGGGAUCUGGAGAAGGCCAAGGAGGCGUUACGCCAGGAAACCACGCUCUCCAGCGCCCAGACAUCACAGCUGGAGAAACGUCUACAGGAGGAGAUGGACCGGAACCGUGACCUUCUUCGGAGGUUUGAGGACCAGACGUCUCAUUUGAAGGAAAUGAACCGUGAAGUGGUUGACCUCAGGUCACAGCUGUCUGUCACUCAUCAAGCCCUCACCAACGAAGUAUACAGGAAGCCUGUGCGCCCUGGUGGUGAUAGCCGUGGCGGAUCGCUCCACACUUCCAGACAAGUACCAGACAGUACGGAGGGAGGUAAUGAACUUCAGAAAAUCUCAACGGAGUUCUCCCCCAGACUUGAUAUCUCGAGUCCGCGGCGGGCGUUGUCACGACGACCCCGGUUUGAGGACAAUGACGUGUAUAAUGACAUUGAUGUAGAGUUUGGUUUACUGCCCUCUAAUGUCGGAAAGGUGUAUACAGAUCUAUCGGAAGAAGACCUAGAUAAUGGGUCUCUGGGAUCGGCCGACAUUGUAGCUGAGGCUAAAUAUAGACUCCGUAGCCUGGAGAAGGAAGCUCUGAACCUUGAGAAGGUGUACAGAGAUUUCCAGUACCAGAUGAUAAAUCCUGUGGCUGACACGGAACCAAGUCGAACCCCUAGGGGGAGCCAGCAGGCCGACCCUCAGGACAGUAGACCCAGCCAGAAGAAGGUGAAGAUAGUUGCAUCCCCUGGAGAAAGCCCGAUUCACCGCCCUAUGUCCUCCACUCCGUAUCAGCAGGCUAGCCGUGGAGCCUCACAGCUUGUAGACAGCCUACACGAGCUAACAGGAUCCCGUGAUAGAGACCACCCUCCCCCGAGGUUUGACAUUUCUAAUAUGUCUGAUGAUGGUGAACACCAUCCAGAUGAGAGGAUAGAGAAUCCUCGACCAAUCACUGUGUCUGACCUUGAGGCUCGACCAGGGUCACCCAGCAUCAUGGUAGUUCCAGGAUCUGGUGCAUCUAGUGAGGACAACACACCGGCUGUCAGGGAGAUGGACCUGAGAAAAACAAGCCCUCUACGACCUAUAGGUGGUCUGAAACUAGCCCCCAUCAGCCAGGAGUCCCCAGCCACCCCCAGUAGACCCCCGCCCGGGAGCAAGCUUGCCCCUGUGUCACUGGAUGAUGCCUGGAAGGCCCCUACUUUAGAGGAUGCCUGGAAGUCUGAAACAGCUAAGAAAGAAGUAGAAAGUGGGGACGAGGACAAAUGGGAAGAGGAGAGAAAGAAAAAGGAGGCGGAGAGAAAAAAGAAAGAAGAAGCAGCAAGGGAACGAGAGCAGAGAGAAUUGGAAAGACUUCAGGGAAAGAGAGGGUCAGACGACUUUGAAGAUGACCCUACUUCUGACCCAGGCCAAAAGGAAGAAAAGAAGGGUGAUGAUGACGACGGGAUUGACCCCACCAUGAAGCAGUACAUGGCUAUGGUGGCUCAGCAGAAAGAAAAAGAGAAGGAGCUGGCCAAAAACACGGUGGACACCUGGUCCAAGGGGAGACAACUUUCACAUGCAGACACACCGACCCAGUCGGAGCAGGACCUAUCUGCAGCUGAUGCUCACAGUAAUGAUGGCUCGGAGGCUGAUUUUCAGUGGUAGCUACUGUAUCAAGCAGACUGACUGACCAUGUCACAGUUUAGCACUCCAUCAUGUCAGCUUGGCAUUGUUGAUACAGAACCAUUCCUUGAAAAUAUUGUAACUACAUGUGUCCUAGUAUAACUCAAAAACCCAAUUGGACAACGUUAGGAGAUGCAUUGAUUUAUCCCAAAAACUUUUUUUUAGGUGCUUUUGCAGGUGAACCUUGUGUUAAUUAAGCCAAAUGUAACAAUUCUGUGGCUAUUAUUUUUUCAAAUUUAUUUCAAUAGAUAUGAGUGUGGGGUCUGAGGGGUAAAGACAUAUGUGAGGAUGGGUGUGAAUGUGUUUGUGUCAGGUCUGAGGAUUCAAAGACAUGUAUUUGUGUUUGGGUGAAUGUUUGUGAGGGAGGGUGUUCUAGAGAGUGUGUAGUCUGAGGCAGGGUAUGUUAUAGAGAGUGUGUGGUCUGAGGAAGGGUGUGUGUUAAAGAGUGUGUGGUCUUAGGAAGGGUGUGUGCUAGAGUGUGUGUGGUCUGAGGAAGGGUGUGUGUGGUCUGAGGAAGGGUGUGUGUGGUCUGAGGAAGCGUGUGUGCUAGAGAAUGUGUGAUCUGAGGAAGGGUGUGUGUUAAAGAGUGUGUGGUCUGAAGAAGGGUAUGUUCUAGAGAGGGUGUGGUCUGAGGAAGGGUGUGUGCUAGAGUGUGUGUGGUCUGAGGAAGGGUGUGUGUGGUCUGAGGAAGGGUGUGUGUAGUCUGAGGAAGAGUGUGUGUGGUCUGAGGAAGGGUGUGUGCUAGAGUGUGUGGUCUGAGGAAGGGUGUGUGCUAGAGAGAGUGUGUGGUCUGAGGAAGGGUGUGCAUGGUCUGAGGAAGGGUGUGUGUGGUCUGAGGAAGGGGGUGUGCUAGAGAGAGUGUGUGGGCGAGUAAACAUGACAGCUGAGAUAACUUUGUGAUCAUUACAGUAUUUAAACAGGACCAAGAGAGCAUUAGCUAGAUGUGGAGAUUUUGUUAUAAUUAUGUGUUUAGUAAACAUGAAAAUUAUGAAUUAUGCUAAUUUCAAACUUGAUUUUGUUUAUUAAUUGAUAAAGUUUGUUUUUGCUGUUUGCUGAGUACCAUAACUAAGUAAUGUGUUGUGUCUGUCUGAGAAAGGUUAGAUCUGAUAUAGAGGAGUGGUCGCAGAGACAAGGUAUAGGAUUUUUUUUAUUAUUUUUGUGAAUUAGUAUAAAGAUAAUUAGAACAUCCCUAUUUCAGCAAGUUAUCUAAUAUGUAUCUUACAAUUUCAAUAUUUAAAUUGUAAAAAAAUGUUUAUAAUAUUUAUUUCAUAAAAUAAAAUCUGAUAAUCUG
Mizuhopecten yessoensis (Yesso scallop) is the source of this 4573-nucleotide messenger RNA. RefSeq names its product oral-facial-digital syndrome 1 protein homolog. Gene Ontology annotation, cellular component: centrosome; ciliary basal body. Lineage: Eukaryota; Metazoa; Mollusca; Bivalvia; Pectinida; Pectinidae. The record is from RefSeq and is a predicted model, not a curated record. Gene Ontology annotation, biological process: epithelial cilium movement involved in determination of left/right asymmetry. Bases 181 to 3264 code for a protein of 1027 amino acids. Gene Ontology annotation, molecular function: protein binding. The transcript has 29 exons.